AUGGCAGAGAGCGACCAGUUGGAGCAUCCCGGCUUGGAUAGAGCAGCAGGGGAAGAAUUCCUACAGGAAGCCUUCCAAAUCCUGCUGGAUGAAGGCGUACGGAAAGGGACGGAUGUGACCGAAAAGGUCUGUGACUGGAAGGAGCCGCGGGAGCUGCGGGAGCUGCUGGACCUGGAGCUGCGGGGAGGCGGGGGGGAGCGGCUGCUGGGGCGCUGCCGCGACGUCAUCCGCUACAGCGUCAAAACCGGUCACCCUCGCUUCUUCAACCAGCUCUUCUCCGGCCUGGACCACCACGCGCUGGCCGGACGCUGGAUCACCGAGGCCCUCAACACCAGCCAGUACGUGCCCGAAAAUGGGGGGUUGGCCCUAAGCGGGGCUGCUUUUGGGGGUGCCAAACCUUUCUUUGUCUCCGCCACCUGCGGCACCACCGUCCUGGGUGCCUUCGACCCGCUGGGCAGCAUCGCCGACGUCUGCCGGCGCCACGGCCUCUGGUUCCACGUGGAUGCGGCCUGGGGCGGCAGCGCCCCGCUCUCCGGCAAACACCGGACGGGCGGACGGAGGAGGAGACGCGAGCGGCGACGAGACGGCCGGACAUCCCGCUUCCUCCCCGCAUCCCGCCGGAGCGGAGGAACCCUCGGCGUUCCCUUUUUCCUCGGCGAUCUCUUCCUCCGCGUCGGGAAGCCGGUAAAGGCGGACGAGGUCGGGGCGGCCGAUCUGGCGGAGGAGGCGGGCGGUGAGGCGCAGGGCUCGGCCGGGGAAGCGCUGGAGCAGGAGGCUGCAGAGCUCGGGGCGCGUGGCGGGGCGCAGCUGGGCCAGGGGCAGGCGCCCCUCCAGCCGGGAGAUU
Molecule: messenger RNA, 844 nt
Organism: Nipponia nippon (crested ibis)
Lineage: Eukaryota; Metazoa; Chordata; Aves; Pelecaniformes; Threskiornithidae
Source: RefSeq, a predicted model, not a curated record